AUGCCUGUCUUGAGUCUCAGCGAGUUGAACAUUGUGCUCAGCGUACUGGAAAGUGAGAAAUGGGGCUCUGCAACACCAGGUCAGACGAGUGCCAUCACUCUGGGCGUCACUCGAGUCAUGAUCGGUGUCCAGCUUGUCAUCGCCGGCUACCAACUCCCCGCCAAGUACUGUAUCACGAGAUGGAAAGAGAUGGCACUCUGUCUGUUGCCUAUCAUGACCGUCAUGUGGCUCUGCACAUCGGCCUGCGUGAUGGUCACCAUACCCAACAUCACAUUCCUAGCAGCCCUCGUCAUUGCCUCCUGUGUUACAUGCAUCGAUCCGAUCCUCUCUCAGGAAAUAGCAAAAGGUCCAUUUGCUGAUAAGUUUGUGCCCCGCCCACUCCGAGAGAUCAUCUCAGCCGAGGCCGGUGCAAACGAAGGGUUUGGCUUCUUGUUCCUCAUGCUCGCUACGUAUCUUAUUCGGCAUGCUGAUGUACCAGGUGCUGGCACUGAUGGCGUUGCAGCUCGCUCCGCUGCCGAGAUCGGCCAAACUGCUACUCAUGCACUUAUAGGUCGCAGUGAUGAGGUCGGUCGUCUUGGUGGCGGUGUCGCCCAUGCCUUGGAAACCUGGUUCGUCGAGACUUGGCUGUAUGUCUUUGCCUUAUCCAUUGCCUAUGGGUUCAUUGUUGGAUAUGGAGCAUGCAAAGCUAUCAAGCUUGGUCUCAAGCACAAGUAUAUUGACGACGAGUCAUACGUUCUUUUCCCAACAACACUGGGCCUUUUCAUCGUCGGCAGCUGCGGAGCUAUCGGAACCGACGAUCUUCUCGCCUGUUUCGCCGCUGGUUGCGCACUCAAUUGGGAUGGCAAUUAUCUCCGCGAAACCGAGACGCGCCAUGAUCAAGUCAAUGCAUGCAUAACCAUUCUCCUCAACUUUAGCGGUUUCAUGUACAUUGGUGCAAUUCUACCCUGGGAAAGCUUCCAUGACCCCACCGGUACGGGUAUCACUCUCCCGCGCCUCUUUGGUCUCGGCUUCCUAGUUCUUGUCUUCCGUCGACUACCAGCUAUUCUUACCUAUUACAAGGCCAUGCCCGCCGUCUGUAAAAGCUGGAAGGACGCCCUUUUCAUGGGGUACUUCGGACCCAUUGGUGCUGGAGCUGUCUUCUACGUUGAGCAUGCUCGUCAGUUAUUUCCUCAAGAUGGCGAGGGCGACGAGGAGGAAACCAAUCUGGUUCGCGCUCUAGCACCUACCGUAUACUGGCUCGUCCUAUUCUCCAUCGUUAUUCACGGCCUUUCCAUCCCUGCCCUCAAUCUUUUCUAUCACUUUACCCGCAAGGAGAUGAUCAAAGAAGAUGCAGUCGAAGUCCACCGUGCCUCAAUGCGUGUUGCUACGCCCAACAAUGCGAUUGCUGGCGACAACAAUACCUUCAUUGCGUUUAACCGGUUCAGUCGUCAGGUAGGCUCUGAGGCCCCUCAGCUGCCAGUUCAGAAGGAGUUGCACUACUGGUCAGACGAUGAGCAGUCCAUCAACGAAGCUCCUAUUGAGAAGCGGAAGAGUGUAUUGAACUAG
Messenger RNA from Fusarium graminearum PH-1, 1545 nucleotides. RefSeq lists its product as uncharacterized. Gene Ontology annotation, cellular component: plasma membrane. The record is from RefSeq and is a predicted model, not a curated record. Gene Ontology annotation, biological process: regulation of membrane potential; sodium ion export across plasma membrane; proton export across plasma membrane. NCBI's taxonomy places the organism in Eukaryota, Fungi, Ascomycota, Sordariomycetes, Hypocreales, Nectriaceae. The transcript has 4 exons. Bases 1 to 1545 code for a protein of 514 amino acids. Gene Ontology annotation, molecular function: sodium:proton antiporter activity.